AUGAAGAUAAACGCGGAAACAGUGGACUGGAUAUCCGAGAUGCCCUCGGGUUUUUGGGACAUUCCGCUGUGGAAUCUCGCUAUACCCGGAAGUCAUGACACCAUGACUUACUGUUUAGAUGAAUGUCCCUCAGUACUGAAGUCUUCCCUGAGGUUGCUUCAACUAUUAGACAAUUGCGCUAUAUAAAUAAAGGUGACUUGGUUUCCUUGUAUCAUUCGGCCGUGUAUAAUCAAAUGGGUGACUACACAGGAAGAUAGCAUCUGUAACCAGCUGGAUUUAGGCAUUGUUUUUCUUGAUUUAAGAAUAGCUCAUAAGAUAAAAGACCCUGAUAAAGUUUUCUACUUUGCACAUGGUAUCUUCUUCUCCCUUCUGACAGUGGAGGAAGUGCUCACAGAAGUUGCUCGCUGGUUAGAUCAGUGUCACAGUCACACCAAGGAAGUGAUCAUUAUUGCACUUUCUGCCUUUGAUGGCAUGAACCUGGAUCAACACUGAGAUCUCAUUCAAUUCCUCAUAAGCACAUUUGACAAUAAAAUUUGUCCCAAUCAUACCAUACCCUCACUACAGCAGUGUUGGAAUCACAAUUAUCAGGUUAUUUUGUCAUAUGAUGACUUAGCAGCGUAGAAUGAGGAAUUGUGGCCACACUGUGAAUAUUGGUGGGCAAAUACAUCAGAUCCAAAACAUGUCAUGUCCUACCUGGAGGAGAGAAAAACAGAAGGAAGACCAGGUCAGUUUUUUGCUGCUGGUCUGAACCUAACUGAGGAUGCCAACUAUGUUCUCUCUCAUCCUUGCCAGUCUUUACAAAGCAUGGCCUUGAGCUCCUAUAGUCUGCUUUUGAACUGGGUCAAACAGCAGCAUCCAGGCCCAGGCAAAUCAUGUGUCAACAUCAUCUGUGCAGAUUUUGUGGGAGCUUUCAGAAAUGAAUUCACCCAACUGGUUAUUGGACUCAAUCAAACACUCUUAAAGGAGACCUGACCCUU
Messenger RNA from Carassius carassius (crucian carp), 977 nucleotides. Its product is annotated as PI-PLC X domain-containing protein 1. The record is from RefSeq and is a predicted model, not a curated record. NCBI's taxonomy places the organism in Eukaryota, Metazoa, Chordata, Actinopteri, Cypriniformes, Cyprinidae. Gene Ontology annotation, biological process: lipid metabolic process. Gene Ontology annotation, molecular function: phosphoric diester hydrolase activity.